Molecule: messenger RNA, 2142 nt
Organism: Symphalangus syndactylus (siamang)
Lineage: Eukaryota; Metazoa; Chordata; Mammalia; Primates; Hylobatidae
Source: RefSeq, a predicted model, not a curated record
GCACUCGCUGCCCCUAACCUGCCCCGGGAGCCUGGGAGUGCGGCUUGGGAAGGAGGGAAAGGAGUGUGUGAGCAGGGAUUGGCCCGAACCUACCUCCACGCUCUCCCCCGGGACUGGAGGUGAAGGGGGGCGUGGAGGAAAUCUCAGGGAACAGGGGCUUCGCCAGGGGGCUCCCGCCCGCCCGAGCCCCCUCCCCAAAAUUCGAGGCCUGCACAGUAUGCCUUCUCCUCAAAACCCCGGAAGCGAGUUAGUGAAUUCAGGUCACUAAGAAGCUGAGCCCGCGGAAAGCCGCCCAAACACCCCCUUCUCUAGGGGACUCCCCACGCCCCCCGCCUGGACGCGUUUCCGAAGCCGCCGCCCGGACUGCAACCGCGUGGCCUGCGCCGCGUCCUCUUCUCCGCAGCCUCCGAGGCCCGUGCGACCAAGCUGAAACCCCUUAUUCUCCGGAGCCCCUAUGACCCCGGAUGGGGGCCAGGGCUCGCCUCGAUCGCAGCCCGUGCGCCCUCCGGACUCCAGCUCGCCGGGACUGGGCUGCACCAGAAGCGGCUAGUGUGAGUGAAACAAACGGGAAAUUUGCUCUGGCCCGCCUGCCCAGCCACCCACGGCUGCCUGUUGGCCAAUCACCAUUUGACCAGUCCAGGAAGAGCAACUGUGGCAGGCCUGAUUUCCUGGGAGGCCCCAGACUCCCUUUGCCUACCUCUUCCUCUCUGACCCCAUCCUCGCUUCGAUGCCCGGGACCUGCUACCCAGAAACAACAUGAGGCUCAGAGAGAAGAAAUAACUAAAACUACACAGCUGGUACAUGGCAGAGUUGGAACUAAAAAGUUAAGUGUGUCUCCCCCAGAGCCAAGUAGACCUGCUCUUUUUUGAACACAUCCUGGGCUUUCAUGCCUUUGUCCCAGCUGUGCUCUCUCCCCAGAUGCCCCUUCCAUCUGGGCAGCUCCUACUAGACCUGCCUUGGCAUACAUAACACAGGAGAACAGAUUGCCAAAGGGUAGGAGAGUGCCUGGUCUAUAGUGUGCGCCCAACACAGAUUUGGUGAAUGAAUGAACAGUGGGUCCAGUAGACCUGGAUUCUGCCAUGUAACCCACUGUGUGGCCUUGGUGGAGCCAUGUGGGUGCAAUAAUCCUGGUUUCCACCCUUCAGGGCUGCUGCUGCGACUCAGUGAGGUCAUCAUGUAUCUAAUGCCCUUUGCUCAGUGCUGGGCACACAGUGAAUGUGCAUUGAAUCUUAGCUAUUGCUACCUUUACAAUCAAUCAAAAGUCACUUCUGAAGAACAGCCUGGGCUCCCCCAGGCCAAAUAAAUAAUUCCUCCCGGGACAAACCCCAGCUCUCACUCCCUCCUCUUUCGGCAGGGGGCUCCCUGAAGGACAGAGGCCCGGUCUUAUUCCAUCUUGCCAUCCCCCAUGGUGCCGGGCAUACAGUGGUGCCCAGUAAACGUGUGUGUUGCACAAACAUGCGGUAACUAGGGCCCCAUCUUUUUCAAAAGAACACACUCCCCAGUUGCAGCCGCAAAGAGAGACUGUUCAGCUUUUCAGGUGAAGUUUUGGGGUGAAACUCGUCUGAAUAAAAGUUUUGCUGAACACAGCCUCACCCCCAACAAGGAGGCAAUUUGAGAUGGGGGUGGGGAAACUUAGAUGUGGGCUCCCGGGUUUUAAAGGGGGUAGCGCGGGAGGAAGCCCCCCAAUAAUUGCGGGGCUUCCCCCACCCCCAGAGCUGGAUUAGAGGCUGCGCCGCUUCCUUUGGGGAUCGCUCGCGCUUCCUGGGAGCCUUUGAUGUGGGUUCUUGGUAAAUCCUGCCCGCGGGGCCUGGAUGCGGGCGGAGCCUCCGGGCAGGGCGGGGCCUCAGUCUGGGCCGGCAUUGGGGAGGCGGCCACCCGGUAGCUGGGGCGGGUUCCGCCCACCUCCCGCCUGUAUUUACAGCCCCCUUCCAACAUCCCCGACUCCCUGAGGGCGCCCCUCAUUCUGCUUGGCCUUGCCUUCCCCAUUCGGCCACAUCCUCCUCUGUCCCAACUCAGCUUCGACCCCCAACGCCUUUCCCUGACCAUUGGAACCACAGGCUUUUCUCCGGCCUCUGAGUGCCAGUCUUCGACUAGGUGUUUUUUAAAAAAUCAAAAAGCAUCUCAUCCUACGGGAUGUGUGUG